Messenger RNA from Octopus bimaculoides (California two-spot octopus), 4721 nucleotides. RefSeq names its product neuronal acetylcholine receptor subunit alpha-3. Gene Ontology annotation, cellular component: membrane. Gene Ontology annotation, molecular function: transmembrane signaling receptor activity; extracellular ligand-gated monoatomic ion channel activity. Gene Ontology annotation, biological process: monoatomic ion transmembrane transport. The record is from RefSeq and is a predicted model, not a curated record. NCBI's taxonomy places the organism in Eukaryota, Metazoa, Mollusca, Cephalopoda, Octopoda, Octopodidae.
AUCCAUUCGCUCCAUCAUUUUACUGUUUGUUCGUUUGGACGGCGGCUUUAUAGGACUACAGCAUAAUACCAUACUCAUCGAUACUCACGCAAAUGCGCGCACAUACACUACACCGUCAAAUCGCACGUGCAAACAUACACACAUCGCAUGUGCAGACACAUAUUCACGCACUUACGGACGCACAUACAUAUACACACCUGAACAGAGAAACAGCAAAUAACUUAUAUCCAUCCAUAUAAAUAUAUAUAUACAUAAAUAUAUAUAUAUAAGUGUGUGUGCGUAUGUGUGUGUGUGUAUCUGUGUGUCUGCGUGUGUACAGUAUUUACUCUUGUAAAAUGUACGAUAUUUAGAACAAAAUAGUUAUUUUCAAAAAUGUGGAAAUUUUACUUGAUAAAGGGAUACAAAUAUUAGGGAUGUUUAGGUCUGAAGGUUGGGGUUAACGUUAUCUCUCAUAGCAUUUUACACGUGUAUUUUACACAUAAAUACAUACAUUCAUACACAUACACAUACACCCGUAUAUAUCUCUUUACACACAUGUACAAACAUACAUCUCUGUUUACAGCCGUAUUCUACAUACAUAUAAAUAUACAUACAAAUACAUUCACUCUCACACACACACGCACUUACACUCACACGUAGACAAACAUACAGACACACACAUACAUAAUACAUACAUACAGAAAGACAGACAGACAGACAGACAGAUAUGAACAGACGACAUAAUAGGAAAUGCGGAAAUAUAUGCUCGUCCGAGUCAAAGUGAAAGAAAUAUCAAAAGUAAUUGAAGCAACAGCGAGGGUAAAGGACAACUACAACAAUAACAAGACAUAUUACUAACGGAAAGAACAUCCUUAACUUCAUCACAGCACCAAUAGCCACAAGUGUAAUAACAACAACAACAACACAAUGUUAUUUUGCCGGUAAUUUCACUGCCAUGUGAUCUAAGAAACUAUGGAAGGCUUGAAUAUGAGUUUGUUACUAUAUCUCACAACCUUUCAACAUGUUGCUGUUUGCUAGCGCUGCGGUGUAAUAAGCAACUCCUGGAGAAUUCCCCGCGUUCUCAACAGACAACCAACCGCUAUUUCCCACUUUCUCUCUCUCUCUCUCCCUCUCUCUCUUUUCUUACUCUGUCUUUCGUUCCUUUUCUGUAUCUUUCAUUCCUCCUCCUCCCCUCUCUCUCCUUCUCUCCCUCAUACAGACGCUAUCCUUUUUUCGGCGCUCUUUUUAUCUUUCUGUCGUUCAUUUUUCUACAUCUGACUUAUUUGCCUUCAUUUUGUUUUUGCCUUUUUUAAAAAAAUAUAUUCAUUAUUUAUUUGUUUGUUUAUUCAUGUAUGUUCAUUCAUUCAUUCAUUCAUUCAUUCAUUCAUUCAUUCAUUAUCAGUCAUCGACCGCCCCGCUACCUGUCUAACCUCCGCAAACUUCUCCGCACGUUAUUCCAGGAACAGCACCACUACCACCAGCAACAACAACAACAGCCAACACACCUCCCACAUUCCGUUACACGCUACAAUCAACUAGCCAAUCCAACAUAACGAACGCAUCUCACUAACAAAGAACAACACACAUCUACACAUACACACACACACGCACAUACACACGCAUACACACAUACAUACAUAUAUAUAUAUAUAUGUAUAUAUAUAAAAAUAUAUAUCCAUAAAUAUAUAUAUAAAUACAUAUAUAUAUAUAUAUAUACAUACAUAUAUAUACAUAUGUGUACGCACGUCCGUAUGUGUGUGUGUGUGUGUGUGUAUACAUGUACAUGUCCGUGCAUACACAUAUGCAUGCUCGCAGUAUAUUUACACAACAUACUACAACUAUCUUUCGGAAAUCGUCUCAGCAACACGCACGAAUGGAAACCACUUUGUAUGCAUUGAUGUAGUAAAAACAAAACAACGACAGCAAUUUUAACCGCGAGACUGGCAAAUUUUAUUUCUUAUCCACUUUAUAUCGUAUUGCAAUAUUUAUUUUAAAUACACUCAAGUACAUAAAUACAUACAUACAUACAUACAUAUAUAUAUAUAUAUAUAUAUAUGUAUGUAUAUAUAUAUAUACAUAUAGUCGUUAUCACAACGAGAAGUGAACAAAAUAUAAACUCAACUAGAAUAAUAAAAAAAAAAAAAUUAAAAACCUUAUAUACACGGAGCAUUUAGUCGUUUUCCUAGAGACGAAUGUAACUCAUUUUUCUGCUACUGGUCUCUUUUUAAAACAAAACAUUAUAAACGAAAUAGUUUAAUGUAUUGGUGAACAGUCAACGGCAUUGGAGAGCAUAAAAAUUAAAGUUGUACCUGAGAAAGAGUUAACUGCCAUGGAAAAAUGGAAGGUCAAAAUGAAGGUUAUUCCAUUGACACAAUGAGAAAGAAACGCAUGCACCAGCUGCACACGUAUUGAAAACCAGAGUAAACAGGAAAGGAUGUUACCUUGAUAUCGGAAUGUUUGUGUGAAAUGGAUGAAGCCCAACAAAGCAAACAGAUUUAGAAUAUCUAUUACGCUAGAGACAUUUUCAUAAUUCAAAUUUGGAGAUUAACAUCAUUGCUUGUGGCACACAGAGGAAAUAUGCAAAAGUAAUAUUUACACAUAAAACUACAAACGGAAGUAGCAAAAAGUUAUUCGGGGAAAUCAGUCAAAACGCUUUCUCUACAAUGCAAAAUCUACGGACUUACAGGAAUGAGGUUUCCUGGGACAGCACGAAGUAAAAAUGUUACUAUUUGUCAUCAAAAGCAGCACUGAUGAACACUGCAACAAAGAGGUAACAAACAAGGUCGAUCAAAUCACAUGGCAAGGAAUUAUUAUUAGUUGCUGAAAAAAAUCAUGCUGCUGCCAAGAAUGCAAGAAAUUAGUAUUUAAAGACGAACUGCUGAUCCCACCAUGACAGUCAUGCAAGUUAUAAUGACACAUUUACCUCCAGGGAUACAUGGAGUAUUGAUUAUCUGCUGUUUGUUUAUAACGGUUUCUGCAUUCAAUUUAAGUCCAUCUGAGAGAGAACGAUCAAUUCGACAGAACAUUCCAGGUCGAGACUAUUCUGAAUUAUCUCGUCCAUCAGAAUUAGUUGAAGUUGAUGUCGAUGUACUUCUCUAUAUGGUAAAUGAAUUGAAUUUUCGAAAAGAAACUCUAUCUAUGACAGGGCGAGUGAAAACAAAAUGGAAUGAUCCGUCUUUAACAUGGUAUCCUAUGCAACAUAAUAAUGUCACCUUCAUACUUCUGCCCAGAAAGCGAGUUUGGAGUCCAGAAAUUAUCAUUGAUAACAUAGCCGGUGAAGUGAAGCCGAUAGGAGACAGAGCAAAAGAAGAUCUCAUCCGGUUAGAAUAUACUGGGAUGGUUCACUGGGAUGUUUCUCUAACUUUCUCAACACAUUGUGAUAUAGAUAUCACAUAUUACCCAUUCGACACCCAGCGCUGUACACUUGAACUGGGAGAAUGGACGUACACACGUAAAGAAAUUAAUUUCACUACACACUCCAAAGGGAUCGUGUUAGAUUCCUACAAAGACAACGGGGAGUGGAAUAUUAUCGGAACUUUCGCUGAACCGAAACAAUACGGGGCGGAGUACAUGCAGCUUCACUUCGGCCUUGUGAUGAAAAGAAAGUCUCUUUACUAUAUACUGAACGUUAUAGUACCACUUGUUCUCAUCUCAAUUUUGUGUGUAAUAAGCUUUCUCAUCCCAUUGGAUGCCGGAGAGAGGGUCUCUUACUCAAUCGCGGUCUUGCUAUCACUUGCCGUUUUCUUAACUGUAGUCAGUGCAAAUAUGCCAUCUACGUCAAAAUACGUCUCUGUUUUAGCGGUAUACCUGGUUACGGUAAUGAUUGUCAGUGCACUCACCUGUGUCAUGACAAUCCUUGUAAUCAGAGUGUACCAUCGGAACGAUCACGAGUGUCCUAUACCUUUGUGGUUGCAGAAAUUUGUCGGCAGCUUUGCACCUCUUCUGUCCGGAAGUAGCAGUGGUAUCAUUGUGAGCCAACACAGUUCCCCUGAGCACGUGGCCGAAACUGGUUGGAGCCGAACUAACACCGCUGACGAUAUACACGAACGACUGGAAUGCUGGGGAGAAGAGCCAGGAGCUCGAGACUUUGCGAAUCGACGCCGUAGCGAAUCUCGUGUGUUCCAGACAACGCGUAUGAGCAUGAGGCGCAAGAAGUCACUUAAACAGGACUGUAUCCGCGAUGGCGACCAAACUCGCCGUCCGAAUUCAUGGAAGAAUGUGGCGCGUGCUAUUGAUAGAUUUUGUUUCCGGUUAACACUUUUCAUUGUUCUUCUCACUAACCUAAUGAUGAUGAUUGUUCUCGGUGCUUUCAGUUGAUUGGUACGGCCAUUUAUCUCAGCGAAAUCAAAACAAUUAAAGUGGAUGUAUCUGGAACUAGAAGACAGGAUAGUUAAUUUAUUGUUUAUUUUUCCGAGGAUUCCUCCUCAAAUAUGGAUUUAAAAGGAGAAAAAUAAAAAAUAUAUUUAUAAGUACGUAGAGAAAAAUAAUGGUCAAGAACAGUGAGACAGAAAGAACUUACGAGUCGAAACUUUGGUGUAUCAAGUUUUGGUAAUUCACGGAUUUCAGUUCAGUACCUACUGGGGUCAAUAUUUUCUUUAAAUACUACCACCCCAAAUAGGGCCAGUGAAAAAAAAUGUUCAAGUAAGAUAUUUCGGUUGAAUCAUAAUUUCUUUUAAAAGACGGGCUAUAAGCUUAGUCAAAAUUUAUAUUUGGAUACCUAUGUAAAUAUUUUAAAAAAUAUA